AUGCCAACUCGCAAUGAGAGCCAGCUCCUGGAAGCGGGGGACCAUUAUCAUUAUUUGAUCUCCCAGGAGCUGACAACUUGGCAAAAAGCACGCCACCUGCCUGGUCGGCCUGCUGAACAUGCCAAUACACCAAUAUCUGCCAGCCCUUGGGAGCGGGGAACAUUAUAUGAUCUCCCAGGGGCUCGCAGCAUGGCAUCUUUUGUAGGCUAUCUGCGUGUUCGGCAAGCUGACCAUGGCACCUUGCAACAACGCGCCAGCUCGUGGGAGCGGGGACCAUUAUCAUCAUUUGAUCUCCCAGGAGCUGGCAGCAUGGCACAAACCACGGCAUCUGCCUAG
This is a messenger RNA of Penicillium vulpinum, 336 nucleotides long. RefSeq lists its product as uncharacterized. The transcript has a single exon. Bases 1 to 336 code for a protein of 111 amino acids. NCBI's taxonomy places the organism in Eukaryota, Fungi, Ascomycota, Eurotiomycetes, Eurotiales, Aspergillaceae. The record is from RefSeq and is a predicted model, not a curated record.